Molecule: messenger RNA, 1362 nt
Organism: Poeciliopsis prolifica (blackstripe livebearer)
Lineage: Eukaryota; Metazoa; Chordata; Actinopteri; Cyprinodontiformes; Poeciliidae
Product: enkurin-like
Cellular component (GO): acrosomal vesicle
Molecular function (GO): calmodulin binding
Source: RefSeq, a predicted model, not a curated record
GUAGCAACAAUGUCUGAAGCCAUCUACCCAUCAGGAUGCGUCUACGACUGGAUCCCAAAGGAGCAAGAAGAAAUUAAAAAACCACCAAGAUAUGUAUCCAAGUUCAGGCCAGCUAUAAUUCUUGAGGAGAAGCUAAACAAAGAUGCAAAGAAGACUAUGGGACCACCAAAAGUGGAAUUGCCGUCUCCGGAUAAGUACCAAAAACACUCGAAGCAACCCAAACCACCUGAGAGUAAGCCUUUUGGCACAGAGUCCGAUGAUGGACAUAAGCCUCGGACCUGCACAGUGAGGAAGCCAACGGUCCCUCGGCGGACCGAGAAACCGCUGAUGGGGAUCCAAACCAAAAGGGAUUUCCUCCAGACUACUGAUGUUUCCAUGAAGCCUAAGGCCAUUUCUGUUGACACAAAGAAAGGACACAAACAGCUCCUGGAAAACUCUGGACUUGUUCCUAAAUACGUUAUGAAAAAGGAUUACGGUGAAGUCCCGACGUAUCUGCAGCUGCGCAGUGAAGCCGAGCGGAAGGCCCGGGAGGAGGACCAGACCCUGGCGCGGGAGCAGAAUGUGCUGGAGCGGCUAACGGAGGAGGAUCACCAGGCCGUCCUGAAGGGCCUGAAGAAGAAGUGGGAUGAACUCCACUGUGAAUAUCAGGGCCUUCUCCUCAUCGACACGCCGUCCAAGAAAACCCGGAAGAUCCGCCUGGAGGAGAAGAUGAGUCAACUGGAGAAGGACAUCAGCUUCUUUGAAAGGUUCAAAACCAUUUUUAUUUACGACGAUUAGGGACGAAUGGUUUUGAUUGCUAAAUCUCACCAGUGGAGGGAGUUGCUGUAGAAAAUUGUUGUGUGUGAAUUUUCAAAGUAGCUUUAACAAAUUAUAUUGACUCCCAAUAUUGAGUUGAGAUAACUGUGGUUACAUUCACACAGCAGGGAAACCCGACCCGUAUCCAACUUUUUCAGUCAGAACAGAAUCAGUUUUUUUCUACUUUCAUGCUUUGUAAUAAUUUGGAUUCUGAUUGUUUUCAAACUGUCUGCAGUUUGGACAGUCAUGACACAUUUUACUUGACGUUCAUGUCAUUGAUGACUGUAAAUUGUGAUUAUGAAAGAAGAAGUCAGAGCUUCAUGUCGCAGUCACACCUUGGCUUUGAUUAUGAAUCUAAACAUACUUCAAAAAGCCGUUUCUGUUAGCUAUGUUUUCUUUUUAUGAGUUUCCUUCAUGUUUCUUAAUAUGACUAUGUGAUAUUCUCAGCUGUUAAAAAGACACUAUUAUGUAAAACCAACUUUUUUGAGCUUUAAAUCAUGUUAAAAUGUCAUUCCUUCAUCAAAAACAUGGAUUAUUGCUUUGAUUCUUUCAUUCAUGUUUGAGAAA